CUCAGAGCUGCAGUUACAACACUUCACCUCUACCUGAUCCCAGAUGACAAGUGUGUGAGGCGGGCCAUUGAAGAGCAAGAAAACAAUUGGAAAUCAAAGCUUAUUCCCAAGCCUCCUCCAUUUAACCAGCUCUUCUUUGGCUGCACAUACCGAGUGACCAGCACAAAUUCUGUGGAGAUAAUGCCUGAAGCACACUUUCCAUUCUGCUACAAGAGUCCGAAAGAGCAGCAGCUCUUUCUCGAGAUCUACAUCGAGGACAUGACAGAGGAAGUUGGGCUCCUCAUGACAGACACCCGUGAUGACACCGUGGUCUGGAGGGCAUCACUGAGACCAGGUGAUAUUGCUCUUCCAGCCUCUGCCUUCAAGGCCUUGCCAGGUGCAGCCUUCAUGAAGAAGCACAAGACCAAGCUUUGCUCCAGGAUGGUGCAGCUCUCCACCAUUCUGCUACACUUACGGGAUGCAAAUGUCAUCAACAGCGAUGAAGAAGAGGAGGUGUAUAGUCAAGGUACGAGGCAAAGGAAGAACCAAUUUUUGCUGGAGCUAGUUGAGAAGAAAGGACUGGAAGCCCAGGAACAGCUGUAUCAGGUCCUCCUGAGGAAAGACCCAUACCUCAUCUCAGACCUGGAGAAGUGCACCAGCUAGGCCUGGAAGCAGACCGCUUGUGCUCUGAUUGCUCAUCUUAUGGGAGCAACAGAAGGGCAGUCAGGCUUAGCAGCACAUGAAUCCUGACCUUUCAGUGCCAAAUCCGUGGUGCUGAGCAGCAAUGAGCCUUCUGAAGCAGCCCCAUCUCAGGCCUGCCUUGCCUGGCUGACUCGGUUGCCAGCAGUGGAGGACCAGCGUCACGCCAGUCGCUGGUGCGCAGCUGCUGGAACAAGAGACCCUGGUUCCCAAUGCAGUGCCAAUACUUUGGACCUGUCUGCCUCCCUGAGACAGGGCCUCUGCCUCUCCAGCAGCUCCAGGCACCUUCUAGCUGAGGAGUUUCCAUCACAACAGUACCUGCAGCUCAGCCUCCCCAUCCUCAGUGUCCAUGGGCACCUCUUGUGGCUGGAAGAGGGGAGCUGCUUUACCACGCAGAGGGGUCUGCACAGGCUCAUGCACAAGCCGCAGCAAGCCAUAGAUGUUGAAGUGAAGCCAUAUCAACAUCAAUCCUUCCCCUCAUUUCCCUCCAGCCUAGUUUACCCAAAAUUCACCGAAGGAGCAAACAAGUCUCCUGACCCCAGCAGCAGCCAGGUGAAGAACCCCCUCCCAAAGAAGCCAC
Athene cunicularia (burrowing owl) is the source of this 1258-nucleotide messenger RNA. RefSeq names its product caspase recruitment domain-containing protein 8-like. The record is from RefSeq and is a predicted model, not a curated record. The transcript has 5 exons. Gene Ontology annotation, biological process: regulation of apoptotic process. The coding region runs from base 181 to 642 and encodes 153 amino acids. Gene Ontology annotation, cellular component: canonical inflammasome complex. NCBI's taxonomy places the organism in Eukaryota, Metazoa, Chordata, Aves, Strigiformes, Strigidae.